CGCCCCUCCUUGCCACGUGACCUCGUCGGUUAGACUCGCGGCCAGGAGGAGGAGGAGGAGGAAGAGGAGGAGGGCGGCGGCAGCCCUGAAGGGAGGCAGGAAGGCAAGAGAGAAGGAUUAUGGCUAUGGCGGCCGUUGUUCCUGCUGCCACUGCUGCAACGGCUGCUUGUUCGCGUGGCAGGACCCGGAGUCGCCGGCGCUGAGGAAGAGAAGAAGGGAAGAGGAGGAGGAGAAAGGCGCCGCCGCUGCUGCCGCUGCUGAGGAGGAGGAGGAGGCCCGGUCUGUCCCCGCCAUGGCUGAGCCUCCAGGCGGGAAUGGGGCCGCCUCUCCUCCCGCUGGUCUGCCCCGAGAGGUCCGGGAGCAGCUGGCCGAGCUGGAGCUGGAGCUCUCCGAAGGAGACAUUACACAGAAGGGGUAUGAGAAGAAAAGGGCAAAGCUGCUGGCUCCAUAUUUCCCACAGACCCAGGGGGUUGAUUCAGGUGUGCAAAAGGAAUCCCGAAAUCAAACGCCAGCUCCAUCUGCAGCUCCAGCUCCAUCUUCAUCCAAGUACCAUCGAGGACGGUCCGGGGGAGCCAGAGAUGAACGCUAUCGAUCUGACAUCCACACGGAGGCAGUACAAGCAGCAUUGGCAAAACACAAGGAGCAGAAGAUGGCGUUGCCAAUGCCAACAAAAAGGCGGUCCACAUUUGUACAGUCUCCAGCUGAUGCCUGCACUCCCCCAGACACGUCUUCUGCGUCCGAAGAUGAAGGGUCGCUCAGGCGCCAGGCUGCUCUAUCUGCUGCAUUGCAUCAGAGCUUACAGAAUGCUGAGUCGUGGAUCAACCGAUCUAUUCAGGGGUCAUCCACAUCUUCAUCAGCAUCUUCUACACUAUCCCAUGGAGAAGGCAAAGGGACCAGUGGGUCACUAGCUGAUGUUUUUGCCAAUACUCGAAUAGAAAAUUUCUCGGUCCCCCCAGAUGUUACUGCAACUACCUCCACACCUGCUUCCUCCGCACGCCCAUCUGCUAUUGAUCUUCCUCCAUCGGGAAUAGUGAAGGGCAUGCACAAAUCAUCCAACCGGUCCAGCCUUAUGGACACAGCUGAUGGUGUCCCUGUAAGUAGCAGAGUCUCCACAAAAAUUCAGCAGCUGCUCAAUACUCUGAAGAGACCCAAACGGCCACCUCUAAAGGAGUUCUUCGUGGACGAUUUUGAAGAAAUUGUGGAAGUUCCGCAGCCAGACCCAAAUCAGCCCAAGCCAGAGGGACGUCAAAUGACACCUGUAAAGGGAGAGCCUCUGGGAGUAGUUUGCAAUUGGCCGCCUGCUUUAGAAGCAGCUCUGCAGCGUUGGGGAACAACACAGGCCAAAUGCCCCUGUUUGACAGCCCUGGACGUCACUGGGAAGCCGGUCUAUACCCUGACAUAUGGAAAACUUUGGAGCAGAAGCCUGAAGCUAGCCUAUACGUUACUGAAUAAAUUGGGCACCAAAAAUGAGCCUGUACUGAAACCUGGAGAUAGAGUAGCCCUUGUUUAUCCCAACAAUGACCCUGUCAUGUUCAUGGUGGCAUUUUAUGGCUGUUUGCUGGCAGAAGUCAUCCCAGUGCCGAUAGAGGUACCUCUAACCCGAAAGGAUGCUGGUGGCCAGCAAAUUGGUUUUCUGCUGGGUAGCUGUGGCAUUGGCUUGGCCCUUACCACUGAGGUUUGCCUAAAGGGUCUCCCCAAAACACAGAAUGGAGAGAUUGUGCAGUUUAAAGGUUGGCCACGGCUCAAAUGGGUUGUAACAGAUUCGAAGUAUCUCUCCAAGUCACCAAAGGACUGGCAGCCCAACAUUUCAAACGCAGGGACUGAGCCGGCUUAUAUUGAGUACAAAACCAGCAAGGAAGGGAGCGUCAUGGGUGUAACAGUGUCCCGAAUUGCUAUGUUGUCACAUUGUCAGGCUUUGUCUCAGGCCUGCAACUACUCUGAAGGUGAAACCAUAGUGAAUGUCCUGGAUUUCAAGAAGGAUGCAGGAUUGUGGCAUAGCAUGCUAACUAGCGUCAUGAACAAACUGCAUACCAUCAGUGUACCAUAUUCAGUUAUGAAGACCUGCCCUCUUUCUUGGGUACAGAGGGUUCACACUCAUAAAGCUAAGGUAGCCUUGGUGAAGUGCCGAGAUUUGCACUGGGCCAUGAUGGCUCAUCGGGACCAAAGAGAUGUGAGCUUAAGUUCCCUGCGGAUGCUGAUUGUGACUGAUGGUGCUAAUCCCUGGUCUGUGUCCUCCUGUGAUGCUUUCCUGAGUUUAUUCCAGAGCCAUGGACUAAAACCAGAGGCCAUAUGUCCUUGUGCUACAUCUGCUGAAGCAAUGACUGUGGCAAUUCGAAGGCCUGGUGUCCCAGGGGCCCCUUUGCCUGGAAGGGCUAUCUUAUCAAUGAAUGGUCUGAGCUAUGGUGUCAUCCGUGUGAACACAGAAGAUAAGAACUCUGCUCUCACUGUGCAGGAUGUUGGACACGUGAUGCCGGGCGGAAUGAUGUGUAUCGUGAAGCCUGAGGGCCCUCAGCUGUGCAAGACAGAUGAAAUUGGUGAAAUCUGUGUUAGUUCCAGAGCUGGAGGGAUGGUGUAUUACGGGCUGACAGGAGUCACUAAAAACACAUUUGAGGUCAUCCCUGUCAAUUCAUCUGGCUCUCCUGUGGGUGAUGUACCCUUUGUGCGCUCCGGCUUGAUGGGGUUUGUUGGACCUGGUAGCCUGGUAUUUGUGGUUGGAAAAAUAGACGGGAUGCUCAUCGUUAGUGGGCGCAGACAUAAUGCUGAUGACAUUGUGGCCACUGGACUCGCUGUUGAAUCUAUCAAGACAGUUUACAGAGGAAGGAUUGCUGUGUUCUCUGUGACUGUUUUCUACGAUGAGAGGAUUGUGGUGGUAGCUGAGCAGCGACCAGAUGCUUCUGAGGAGGACAGUUUCCAGUGGAUGAGCCGAGUGCUGCAGGCGAUUGACAGCAUUCACCAAGUGGGAGUAUAUUGCCUCGCUCUUGUUCCAGCCAAUACUUUGCCAAAAACUCCUCUGGGAGGGAUCCAUAUAUCUCAGACCAAGCAACACUUCCUGGAGGGGUCACUACACCCAUGUAACAUUCUCAUGUGCCCUCACACAUGUGUAACCAAUCUGCCAAAACCCAGGCAGAAACAACCAGGUGUCGGCCCUGCCUCUGUGAUGGUGGGAAACCUGGUUGCAGGGAAGCGCAUUGCACAGGCUGCUGGGAGGGACCUUGGACAGAUAGAAGAGAAUGACCUGGUGAGAAAGCAUCAGUUCCUGUCUGAGAUACUCCAGUGGAGAGCACAAGCCACUCCUGAACACAUGCUUUUCCUCCUGCUUAAUGCUAAGGGGGCCCCAGUUUGUACAGCCACCUGCCUGCAGCUGCACAAGCGAGCUGAGCGAAUCGCAUCGAUUCUAUAUGAAAAGGGACACCUCAAUGCUGGUGACAAUGUGGUGCUGCUCUAUCCUCCUGGCAUUGAGCUCAUUGCAGCAUUUUAUGGCUGCCUGUAUGCCGGCUGCAUCCCUGUGACCGUCCGGCCUCCACAUGCUCAGAACCUCACUGCCACAUUGCCCACUGUGCGGAUGAUUGUAGAUGUCAGCAAAGCUGCCUGUAUUCUCACAAGUCAGAUCUUGAUGAGGCUACUGAGAUCCAGAGAAGCGGCAACUGCUGUUGAUGUGAAAACCUGGCCAACCAUCAUUGACACAGAUGACUUGCCCAGGAAGCGCCUACCUCAGGUUUAUAAGCCACCAACUCCAGAAAUGUUGGCAUAUCUGGAUUUUAGUGUUUCCACAACAGGGAUGCUUACAGGAGUAAAGAUGUCCCAUGCAGCAGUCAGUGCUCUCUGUAGAGCCAUAAAACUCCAGUGUGAAUUGUAUUCCACCCGGCAGAUUGCCAUCUGCCUUGAUCCCUAUUGUGGGCUCGGCUUUGCACUUUGGUGCCUUUGCAGUGUGUAUUCUGGUCACCAGUCCAUUUUAAUUCCUCCUAUGGAGUUGGAAUCCAAUCUUUUCCUCUGGCUUUCCACUGUAAGCCAGUAUAAAAUACGGGACACUUUCUGUUCCUACUCCGUCAUGGAUAUGUGUACAAAGGGCCUUGGGAAUCAGGUUGAUGUAUUAAAGGCAAGAGGCAUUCAUCUGUCAGGGGUCCGAACUUGUGUCGUAGUGGCCGAGGAGCGACCCCGGGUUGCCCUCACUCAGUCGUUCUCCAAGCUCUUCAAAGACAUUGGCCUCUCAACCCGCGCCGUCAGCACUACCUUUGGGUCAAGAGUCAAUGUCGCUAUCUGUUUACAGGGAACCUCAGGGCCUGAUCCCACCACUGUUUAUGUGGAUCUGAAAUCCUUAAGACACGACAGAGUGCGACUAGUGGAAAGAGGUGCUCCCCAGAGUCUGUUGCUCUCAGAGUCAGGCAAGAUACUGCCAGGGGUCAAAGUGAUCAUUGUAAAUCCUGAGACCAAGGGACCUGUUGGAGAUUCUCACCUUGGAGAGAUCUGGGUGAAUAGUCCUCACACUGCCAGCGGUUACUACACUAUCUACGAUAACGAAACCCUCCAAGCAGAUCAUUUCAAUACCCGCCUGAGUUUUGGGGAUGCUGCGCAAACUCUGUGGGCACGAACAGGAUAUCUUGGCUUUGUGCGCCGGACUGAACUCACAGCAGCCAGUGGAGAACGUCACGAUGCCCUGUAUGUCGUUGGGGCUCUGGAUGAGACUCUUGAACUCCGGGGCUUGCGUUAUCAUCCAAUUGACAUAGAGACUUCAGUUUCUCGGACGCACAGGAGCAUUGCUGAAUGUGCCGUAUUCACCUGGACCAACUUGCUUGUGGUGGUUGUAGAGCUCUGUGGUUGUGAGCAGGAGGCGCUGGACCUCGUCCCUCUGGUCACCAACGUGGUCCUCGAGGAGCACUAUCUGAUUGUGGGCGUGGUGGUAGUGGUCGAUCCCGGGGUCAUCCCCAUCAAUUCCCGGGGAGAGAAGCAGCGCAUGCAUCUCCGUGACAGCUUCUUGGCCGACCAGCUGGAUCCCAUCUAUGUUGCAUACAACAUGUAAUUUUUGGAAGUGCAGGUCUCUGUAUGUACUGUUUACAAACCUUGCAAGGACGAGUGGAGGCUGUAAAACAUCAAGAAGAAGCUGGCUGUCAAAUAGCAAAGGUGGACCAAGCCAUCUUAACCCCUCCCCUCCCCUCGUCUUAUUGGGCUGACAGCAGGAUGGACUGAUCUAAAGGCUGAAAGAUGGCUGCCAAUUGAAGAAGUCAUGUAUUUGCAGGAGCUUAGCUUUAUGGACAUGGAAAGUUGGCCUGCAUGAAAAAAAAAAACAACAAAUUACUAAUGCCUUUACUGUAGUGUUAACUUUUUCAUCUGUUGUAAAUAUUUGUAUUUUUUUCUAAUACUGUUUUAGGAUUCUAUGAGGGGCAGGUUUAUUUAGUUGAGAGACCACUCUGUAACUCCAACAACCGAGUAUUUCUCAUUCCCCAUAAACUGUGUGCUUUAGGACAGUAAGUUAGCUUAAUUAUGUAGUAUUCUAUUAAUAUGGGAUCACAGUGAUUACUUAAAAUUGUGCCAUGACCAAAUCCAAUAAUCCACUGAACCGAAGAAUUACUUAUUCCUAUAGAUAUUUCUUGAAAUUAAACAAAAAAGGAUUUGCCUAUAUUUUAAAUAUGUAAAUAUUAAUAUGCAUAAUUCAUUUAUUUAGAAAUUUGGCUUGAAUAAUGAUAACGUAUGAGGUAGACUGUUUUAAGGAUUUUAAUAAGGUCCUUAAAAUCAGUUGUGUGUGUGUGUGUGUAUGUGUGCUAGAUAAUUAAUGCAAGAAAUGCAACUAGGUUAUCUGUUCAGUUUUUACAUUUUUGCUCCUGGCCAGACUAUGUCAUAGCAUGUAGAGAAACCAAUGUUUUAGAGGCACAUGUUUUUAAAAAGAGGCUGAAAUCCAUACGCUUUAAGAGCAUUUUGAAAAUGACGACAAAAAUCACUACUCUGGAAUGUUUCAUAUCAUCUUUCCAGCCUCUGCUUGCUCUUGUCAUGGGAUGAUGUGUAUAUAGACGGGUUACCAGUUAACUAGAACCACUCAGUUCAUGACCCACAUCAUGAUUCUUCCUUUUCCUUCUUCGUUUGUGUGCAGUAAUAUAUGCAGAUGCCAGAGCAGUUUUUAUUUAAACUGGAAAAACGAAAGCCCUGCCUUUGAUGCCCUUGCUGCUUCUUGGCGAGGCUUUUGACUGCAGAGUGAGAGCUUUGGCAGAAUGCCUUCAAAGCAGCGACAAAGCAAUCCUGUCGGCAGAGUAGGACAAUACCUCUGCAGAUGUUGCGAUUGUCCCAUUGGAGGAUGGCUGAUGGGUUUCCAGUCUUCAAAGAACUGAUGACAAGAGAUGCCUUAAAGUGUGCUGGAACAACCUUGGUUUGUCUGGGAGGGGUUCACAGCCCCCACUUUGUCUUUGCUGAGCUGGGGAGACAAACAAGAUUUCAGUCUUUUCGUUUAUUGCAUCACCUUUUGGGGAUUGCACCCUUCAGGGUCUUCUUCCAUGUGUUCCUUUUUGUUGUUUGUCAGCAAAACAAAACACUGAAAGUGGAUGCCAGCAAUGGUAACAACUCUACUUGGGCCAAUUUGUGGUCUGUUUUGUAAAUAGCUAGUCUAUUUUAAUAUCUGUUUACCCACCCUGUAACAAAGCUAAUGUUUUUAGACAUUUUUAAAAGAGAUAUAAAUAUAAACUUGGAUUAAAUCCUCAACUGCAGCAGCUAUAUUAUGUGCAGCUCUGGCAAGAUAUCCCUUAAAACAAAUUCCAAAUGUAUACUUGAAAAAACUUUCUCUACAGACGUUCAGACUUCUUUUUUUUUAAUGGCCUGAUGUAUCAAUAUUUUAGACAGUGCUUUUCAGUAUAUUAACAAAACAUUUGCAGUUACCUUGGUCAUACAUAACGGUGAUGGGUUGUAUCAUAAAAUGAAGAAUUGUGGCAGAACUAGAACAGGCUGGAGAGAGUCCCAUCGCUUCAAACUGCUGAAAUAUUAACCGCUAGUUCUUCACAGAGAUGGUCUGAAUAGUUUGCAUUAUCAGUAUUUCCACAGUGUGGUGCUGCUACAUAAACAGAAAAAAGCCCUUCAUGCUGAUGCAGUCUUACUUUGUAGUAGUUUGGGAAACACACACAGACACACACAUAAGUAACACACAACUCAACACACAUAGAGGCGAAGCAGUUGCUGGCUUACAGCAUGCGUAGUAUAUAGAUGGGCUUUGGCAUAUAAAUGCCCUCUGUGCUCCAGCCCUUAUUUAUUUAACUCCAAUCUUGACUUAGUAGGAGGUCUUUCUCUCUUUCCUUCUGUCUUUGAAAACAAACCACUUUCUUAUUGUCCUUCCACUGAACACAACAAUAGCAUGUUCCUCUGCCAACAGCUGUGGUGGUAUUAUCUACACCUAUGUGAUAUCUUCCCCACUCCACUUCUCCUUAACACAAUGACUUCUCCACAGAUGUAGUAUGAUAGAAACAUUGUGUGCAGUACAGUUUGGAAUACUGAUCUUAUAUACUGUAAAUGGGGAGAAAUCAAUAUUUCAAAUCUGCAUAUAGCCCUCUCCCUUGAUCUGAUUAUGGACCCCCUUAAUUUAAUGUGUGAUUUUGAUGCAGAGCAUUCUCUUUCCCAGAGUCUCAUAAUUACUAUUCCAGGGAUUUCAGUUCUACUUGGGGUUUUAUUUGGUGGGGGGGGGGGGGGCGGGGGAGGAUUUAGUCUGGAGACCUCUUCAGUGCUGCACAAUUGUUUGCCUUCAGGUCACUUAUACAAAAUGGCUGAGAUUCCAAAGGAAUGACUGUGGGAUCGGUGUCAUCUUUGCCUGGGCUCUGACACUGAUUUGCUCUGUGUGGCUUUAGGUAUGUUGUUCCAUGUUAUACAUCACCACAUGCGACAUUGUGGCUUAUAAAUGGAAUUCUGUUAGGAGCAAUUCCCUGUAGCGUUUUCCAAGUUCACUCUCUGGAGCUAACAGUUUUCUUUUGCACAGUUAGCGGCGCUGCCGGUGGUUUUGAGUGAAUUAAAAGAGCCAGCAACAGUGGUGCCAAGGACAUUGUUUUUGUUUGCGAUCUUAGUGAUGUCGAACUCUCAAAAAUAAUGUGCCUCCUCUGUAUGGGAAGGCUUCUUUGUUCUGCUCCAGUGAGUGGACCUGCUGAACAUAAUUUUUCUUUCUCCUACAAUUCCCAUGUCAUCUUUCACACUUUUCCAGAGGGGUCCCCAACCCUUUGGAACAAUUUACAAGGCUGCAAAGAAAAGGGGAAUUGACAAAAAUGACCACUACUUCUCUUGUAGAGGACUUUGGGACCUAUGGCCAUCCAGAUGUUUCCAGGUUGCAACUCCCAUUUAGUGACCAGAGAUGGUGAGGAGUUCGGCAACAUCUGGUCAAGGACAUACAUUCCCCAGCCUUGUAGGAGCUUGCAUGGGUUGUGUGGAUCUGUGUCAGGCAUGGGCAAAUUUUGGCCCUCCAGGUGUUUUGGACUUCAACUUCCAGAAAUCCCAGCCAGCUUACCAGCAGUUAGGAAUUGUGAGAGUUGAAGUUCAAAACUCCUGGAGGGCCAAAGUUUACUCAUGCCUGAUAUAUGCAGUAUCCACUGUUAUGAAGCAACAUAGAAAAGCUGUUAAGCUGAGAAUUAGUUUACCGCCAUAAAGGCACAACCUUACAGUGAAAUCACCUGUCAUGUCUUACUUUCAAAGAGUUGCUCCUCUUGUAAAGUAUGUUAAUGUAACUAUUUCUGCAAUCCUGUUCAUUUACACUGAUUUUUUCCUCAUUUUGGUUAACUGUAGUCACGAAUGAUGGGCCAUGCUCAAUUGUGCUGGAGAUAGCAUCGUAAAAAAACUCAAUAAUCAUUGUCUUCAACCCUGAAGUCAUUUUUCCCUUUUUUUGUUAAUGUCAAUACGUUUACCAUUGUCAGAUUCAAAUUACAACGAUGUAAUUAUGUAUAAAGGUUUUUUAUUUAUUUCAAAUUAGGUUUUAGAUAUACUUUUUAAAAAAUUUAACAUCUGGCUGGACAGUGUUCCAUUAACGCAUUGAUUGUGUCUCCUUUGUCUUGUGUUUAAUAAAUAAUGAUGCCUGACCGUU
Molecule: messenger RNA, 9031 nt
Organism: Anolis sagrei ordinatus
Lineage: Eukaryota; Metazoa; Chordata; Lepidosauria; Squamata; Anolidae
Gene: DIP2B
Product: disco interacting protein 2 homolog B
Source: RefSeq, a predicted model, not a curated record